AGGAAGAAAGAGAGAAGAAGAGAAGACGAUCAAACACUCGAUUGAUUACAGCAUUUUUCUGCAUCAACCAACAAGAAUUGACAAUGGGAAUCCGUUGAAUUGGACAAAUCGGUGGGUGCCAUUGUGGAGAAUGGACAGGCAAAAGCGUCGACUCAGGUUGGAGAGGCAUGGCCUCUUGUCCCGAAAGCUUAAGCCAAAGCUCAGAGUUUUCACUUCCAGAAAGGUGUUUAGAUCUCUGCUCAUUGGCCUCGCCCUCAUCGCCAUUAUUCCCCCUAUUUACUUCCAUUUUCGUCUCCGUCGAUUCCAUCAGAUGCAAUCACAGAAAUGUAGUUGGCUGCGCAGUCAUCCUCUGGUUUGUGCUCAUGGUGGUGAUUCAUCGAAGGCCUUUCCCAACACAAUGGCUGCAUACCAAACUGCUCUUGAUUCUCUGGCUGACUGCAUUGAGAUUGAUGUUUCUCGUUCUUCAGAUGGUGUGUUGUUUGCCCUCCAUGACCGGCAGGGAUUUGCAACGGAUAACUGGGAACAACAAUUCUAAAGUUUCACACUUAAGCUCAAAGGAGAUUAAAGAGCUUGAUGCAGUUCAUCAGCUUAAGUCGGAGCAUCAUGAUCUAACUGUUCCAACAGUUGAAGAUGCAUUAAAGUUGAUAUCAGGUUCUGUCCGGCGAGUAAUUCUUGAUGCAAAAGUUGGUUCCCCGCUGUAUGAGAAAGAGUUUGCAAAGGAUCUUCUUUCUAUUGUCUACAAUACGGGCUGUAAGAAUUGCAUUGUAUGGGCUAAAAGUGACAGUUUCUCAAGAGAUGUGAUGAAACUGUCGCCAGAUGUCAUGGUAGGUUACAUUGUCAUGAUAGAUCCUUCAACAGGAACUAGAAUGCAGUUAUUGAGAAUGCGAGGUGCUGCAGUUGUUGGUGUUUACCAUCCUUUAAUUGAUGAGAAUCUCUUGAAAAUCCUCCAUGGGAGGAAUAAAAAGGUUUAUGCAUGGACUGUUGAUGAUGAGGACUCAAUGAAGAAAAUGUUAUUUGAGCGGGUGGAUGCUAUUGUUACAAGCAAUCCAUCUUUACUCCAACGCCUUAUGCAAGAUGUGAGGACACAAUGCCUCGAGGAAGGUUUUUCUUUGUCCACUUGAGGACAAGUUAUAUUUUUCAAAAGAUAGAUAAACCAAACUUCGCGCUCUGCAAGUGAAAUGGGAAAAGUAAACCAAGAAAUGCAAGCGGGAGAGGCUUCAGUUUAACAACUGCAAAAUAUUACUUGUUCAAAUAGUUUGUGUUUAGAAGACAAAAAAAAAAAGUGGAUGGACACAGGACAACACACCAAUCAGCUAAUAUACAGCAUUAAAUGUACUUUGGUUGCAUUAUCAGCUUGACAUGCUGGAGCCAGUGCCACACUUGCCAGCUACGGAUUGGAUGAUGCUGAAAUGUACAAGCUUUAGGAGAGAUUGCCGAUAGCUAUGGUUAAAAGGGCUUCUUGUAAUGGUACUAAUAGGCUAUUAGCAGGCCAGCAAUUUGAAGCUAAAAUGAAAAAGGUUGGGAAUACUAUAAUUUCCUGACAGACGAGGCCUUAGAUCAGCCAGUAUUAUUUUGUGUAGAGGAGAUGAUUGUUGUUGUACUGCUAUGCUCUUUGAGCAACAAAUACCCGUUCUUAUGCAAGAUAUGCCCUUUGCUUUC
Nicotiana attenuata is the source of this 1659-nucleotide messenger RNA. Its product is annotated as glycerophosphodiester phosphodiesterase GDPD4. NCBI's taxonomy places the organism in Eukaryota, Viridiplantae, Streptophyta, Magnoliopsida, Solanales, Solanaceae. The transcript is spliced from 9 exons. The coding region runs from base 168 to 1121 and encodes 317 amino acids. Gene Ontology annotation, biological process: lipid metabolic process. Gene Ontology annotation, molecular function: phosphoric diester hydrolase activity. The record is from RefSeq and is a predicted model, not a curated record.